This is a messenger RNA of Prinia subflava (tawny-flanked prinia), 4020 nucleotides long. It is a transcript of the gene MAPK12, whose product is annotated as mitogen-activated protein kinase 12. Gene Ontology annotation, cellular component: nucleus; cytoplasm. The record is from RefSeq and is a predicted model, not a curated record. The transcript is spliced from 12 exons. NCBI's taxonomy places the organism in Eukaryota, Metazoa, Chordata, Aves, Passeriformes, Cisticolidae. Gene Ontology annotation, molecular function: ATP binding; MAP kinase activity. Bases 38 to 1456 code for a protein of 472 amino acids. Gene Ontology annotation, biological process: MAPK cascade; protein phosphorylation.
GGCGGCGGGGGCGGCGGCCUCUGUCCCGGCCCGGGGGAUGCUGCCGGGCCCGGCCCUCUGGCGUGGUGCUCCCUGCCAACUUUUCCCGGUUGUUGUCCGGACCCGGGCUGGCUCCGCCCGCUGCCGCCGGCGCCACGGGGCCACAGGGGCAGCCCCGCUGUUCACCUGGCCGCGCCGGGCCGGGCUGUUCCCCGGGGGACCCGACCCGCCCGUGUUCCGUCCCUGGAGCGAGCAGAGCCCGCGGAGCUGCCCCAGCCCUGCCUGGGGAGCUGCCCCAGCCCUGCCCGAGCCGUGCCCGCGGAGCUGCCCGAGCCGUGCCCGCGGAGCUGCCCGAGCCGUGCCCGCGGAGCUGCCCGAGCCCUGCCCCAGCCCUGCCCCAGCCCUGCCCGCAGAGCGCUGCCCGCGGCACCCCGGAGCAGCAGCGUCCCCGAAGCCCAAGGCGUUGAAGCCGUGGAGCGGGCCCCUUGGUUUGGCUCUGCGUUGGUGCUCAGCCGUCGAUGGAAGAAGUGGUACCAAAGUGGCCAUUAAGAAAUUGUAUCGCCCGUUUCAGUCUGAGCUCUUUGCCAAACGAGCUUACCGAGAGCUGCGUCUCCUGAAACACAUGAAGCAUGAAAACGUCAUUGGAAUUUUGGAUGUAUUCACACCUGAUGUAACACUGGAGAAGUUUAAUGAUUUCUACCUUGUCAUGCCAUUUAUGGGAACAGACUUGAGUAAGAUAAUGAAGCAUGAGAAAUUAACUGAAGAUCGAAUCCAGUUCCUGGUAUAUCAGAUGCUGAAAGGUUUAAAGUAUAUUCACUCAUCAGGCAUAAUUCACAGGGAUCUAAAACCUGGAAACUUGGCAGUAAAUGAAGACUGUGAAUUGAAGAUCCUGGAUUUCGGACUGGCAAGGCAUACAGACAGUGAGAUGACUGGCUAUGUGGUUACAAGGUGGUACAGAGCUCCAGAGGUCAUACUUAACUGGAUGCAUUACACUCAGACAGUUGACAUCUGGUCUGUGGGCUGUAUAAUGGCUGAGAUGAUAACAGGGAGACCACUGUUCAAGGGAAAUGAUCAUUUGGACCAACUCACAGAAAUAAUGAAAAUAACAGGUACACCAACUCAAGAUUUUGUUCAAAAAUUGCACAGUCAAGAUGCAAAAAACUAUAUCAAAAGCCUCCCAAAAGUCCAGAAGAAAGAUUUUGCAUCCAUCUUGAAGUAUGCAAAUCCUUUGGCUGUAAACCUUUUGGAGAAGAUGCUGGUGCUGGAUGCAGAGAAGCGAGUCACGGCAGCUGAGGCUUUGAUGCAUCCUUACUUUGAACCAAUUCACGAUCCCGAGGAAGAAAUUGAAGCUGAGAAAUAUGAUGACACAUUUGAUAACAUGGAUCUUCCACUGGAUGAGUGGAAGCGCAUUACAUAUAAAGAGAUACUGAACUUCAAGCCACCACAGACAUCGGACUCAAAGGAGACAGCAGUGUAAUUUUAUGGCUCAGAACAUUGUAUUUUCAGAACGCUGAGGAAGACAGAAAAGUUGUAAAUGUUUGUGACAUUUCAGGUGUAUAAAACUUUUUAUAAGUAAGCGCUAUGUAAUCUGUUUCAUCUGCACUGUAAGAAAGAGCAAUGUCCUUUACUCUGCAUAUGGAAGUUGGAGCCUUUGGGAGUAGCAUUUCAAAAAUAUCCAGAAACUUAUUUCUGCCUACAACUUCUUCCUUCUGCAUGAGAGGACUCAGACUGCAAUAACCUGGUGCCAUCCUCAAAAGAGCAGGACCAAUUGUUCAACUCAGAGAUCAGAAGUGUGCAAGUCACCACCCCAGGCAAGCUGAGAACACAGUAUGUCUGAUGUGCUGUGACUGCUCUCCAAGGCCACUGAACUGUCAUGAAUGCAAGAAGCAUUCAUGUGACCUCCUCUGGAGUAUUUCACUUUGCUCAGGUGCCAGGGAAGGCGAAUCAUCUUCUCUUACCUCAGGGACUGCAGUGGGUGGCAGAGACGCAGCCCAAACCAGUGCCUGCGUCCCCUGUCCUGUGUGAGAAGAAGAGAACCUCAGGAGUGUUGGUGUCCUAGAUUCUUUUCAAAGUAACCAGCACAGCAGGACAAGAUUUCAUAAACUUGCUAGAUGAACAGUCACUGGAUAUAUAAUCACUGUAUAAUAUUUUUCUCUAAAUACAGUGCAUUUUUUUUUCUAUAUUAGAUUAGAGAUCAAGGUUUUCCAGGGAGGAAUUCUUCAGAUUUUCUAAAAUUUUGUAAGCUCUUUAGCAUUUUAGAUUGAAAUUAUCUCAGACAAUCAGCAGUGCUGAUUUUAAAAAUAAAGCUGCAUGUGGGUCACUUUAUAGAAAAUGAAAUGAGGACCAAAAUGAUACACUGCAGCUCUUUGUCAGGAAUACCUGCAGCAGGCUGGUUUUUCUCACAUUAUACAAAGCUGUUACCAGGUGAAGAAUAGCAAUUAUUCCCUUUUUUUACCCUUUUGAACUCUUCUUACUUGGAAAAACCUUCAGACCUUUUGUUGAGAGGUACCUUAGCAGAAGGAGUCGGCUUCCUGAUGGGAUAGAUUGGUUAGAUGCUUCCUGAGUUCCUCUCACUGUCCUGUUACUGUAUUUUCCCAGGUGUUUUGUUCAUAAGGGUCUCUGAGAAAUGGGAAGAAGAAUUGGCAAACCUUUGUGAGGAAUUUCUCUGUGAAAUUGCUCUUCUUUCUUAUAGGUAGUAUCUUCACAAUUGAGUGUGUGGAUGUGGGUUAUUCCCCAUGUAAUACAUUGUGUAUGUUACUACUGAGUGAAAUGAAUGUGAAAGACAUUUGAUCUUAGCAUGUAGUAACUGGAAAAAAAGAAGAAAAUACUUGGGAUUUUUUUGCUUUAAUAUCCAAUAUAAACCGUAAGUUUAAUAAAGGCACAGUUAUUCUGUUUCUUUCAAGGAAUGUUUGAAUUAAACACCUGUAAAUAUUAGCAUUUGUUUAAUAAUUGUGAUGAGAGUUGAUUAGCUGAGGUGGACACCUAGAGAGACUAAACAGUAACAGAAACAUUAAAUUAAUGUAUUUGACAAGUCAUUAAAAACUACAGUUUCAGGAAUGCAUGAAAAAAAGUCAGAGAAUGUAAAUUGAAUCAAAAGAUUUUUCCAAACUACAAGUUCCUUACAGAGGAAGGCAUACUUAAGAGUCAUAUCCCAUUUUGCACUAUGGACUUCCUGCUUGGUCUACACUUCUGUGUGAAAUAGAAACUUUAUCUUUUACAGAAUAGCUGUUUUCUCUUAGGAUCAUGUUCUGUGGUCUUCUUAAAAGUCACGGGAGAAAAGUGCCUAUUGGAAUUAGUGAUGUUGAUAGACCAAGUCAAUGGGAAAUGAAAAAUGUCAAACACUUACUUGAAAAUGCUGCCUCUGUAUUUUAAAUGGAUUUCAACACCCUAAAUUAUAGCAAAUGCCUGAAGUCUGGAGAUAAUGCAGAUGGCUCAAAUAUUAGUCAGAUUAGGAGAGACCAUUUUUUAAUUGAAAAACUGCUUUGCAUUUUCUUCCUAAAGGCCAACGCUUCAGUGGGCAUUUCCACAAAGUCAAGCCUUAAAAUCCUCCAUUGGCUGAGAUGAACAUUUCCCUCUCUUAAUUUUAACUUAGCAUUGGAGAAGCAGCCAGGACACAUGAGAAAGACAUAAGAUAAUGUUAGCUUUCCUUGGUAGUGGAGAAAUACAGAACUCUUAAAAUGAUGGAAGACUUUGAUGCAUAUGUUAGCAAAGACAGAAAAUACUGGUGCCAUCAGCAAAUGGCAAAGGCAACAUCCAGUUGGUCAAGAAAUUUCUGUAAAGAGAUCGAAUUCUGCGGAAAUGGCUCCAAAUGGCAAUAGGGGUCAUUAAAAGAACUGUGAGGUGAAAGCAGAAAUACUUCGAGGAGAAGCAGCUGCUACUCCAAAGGGAGAGUUCCUAGGUUUUCAUUAGCUAUUCCUACUGGUGUUAAGCAACUCAGGUAUAAGAACCCAAUUUCUGUUUGCCUUAAAAGAGAAAUGUAAAUACUUUCUGCAUGUACAUGAAAUGUGUUGUGACAAAUAAAGGUUGUGAAUUUGUUUUUUA